AUGGCUCACGGCAGCCCCGUGUCUGAACUAUACAAGUCCAUUAUCGAAGAUGUGAUUGAAGGUGUGCGGGAACUCUUUGCAGAGGAGGGUGUAGAGGAACAGGUUCUGAAAGACUUGAAGCAGCUUUGGGAAACAAAGGUGACACAGUCUAAAGCAGCAGAAGGCUUCUUCAAGCACAGUCACUGUUCUCCACGGUUCAGUCUGCAGCUGCCACACAGAUCUCAUAGCAUUUUGCAGACUUCAGCAGCUUCUUUUGUCAUCCAAGCUGGCAGAGGUUUUCAGCAUUUCACAGCAGCAAAACUGGGCCCCCCACGAGUGGGUGUGACUUUUGCUCUUCCUUCGUGUGUUGCUUAUCCUUUACAGAUGCCAGCUGGAGUGAUGCUGCAGCCAGCACCAGGACAACUUUACAAGGUGAAUGUGCCUGUGGUGGUCUCACAGGCCUCAGGAGAUGGAAGCAUUCUCCAUUACCCUGUGCAGCAGAUGUUUCAUCCCCUGGAGCAAGCUUCAGUUCUGCAGGCCAGCCUUGCCAGUGUUGCACACGUCAAUGCAUCUGCUGCCCAUGCAGCUGGUGAAGUACUGCAGCCCCAGGAGACCGCUGUCCAGCAGGCUGUGCUGUUUACACCAAGCUGUGUGGAAAAACAACACCUGGAAAACUCUGCUACCUUGGUCCAGCAGCCUUCUGUGAGUCUGCAGGAAUUUGAAAUCAAUACAGUGUUGAAUCAGUGCAGUGAAUCCACAGAAAAAUUCCAGCAUGACAACCUUCACGCAGCUGUGUUUACUCCAGAAUGUUCAGAAGGACUUUUUAUUGAUGAAUCCUUGGCAAGCAGCUCAAGCAGUGUCCUACUGGAUGUGGAGGGGCAGCCGGACAUGGAGCAUCCGGAGCUGCUGCAGCAGCAGGUGUCUGAUGAUAUUAUUGACCUGAUUAUUGCAGGGGAAAGUUUGGAUGAAAGUGCAUUUCUAAAGGAUCAGGGCAGCAUUGCUUCUUCUGACAAGAUGGAACCCACGGAGCAGACGGAAUCUGUUUUGCCGCUAGAGAAAGAUCUCUGCAGUGACAUUGAAGGAAUAAGUCAGCUUGAUGGUACUGGGGAUGUUUCUUCCAAGGAACAAAUACCGCAUACAAAAGACAAAGAAGAGAAUGAAUUCAUUGGCUUUAUUGAUUCAGAGGAUCUAAGAGCUCUGGAUGAUGAGGAAUACUAUGAUGAAGAAUGUGACAGUUCUUCAAACAUGGAGUCCAGCUGCAGUGAUGGGGACAAUGAAGACCUCCAGAUAGAUAUAGUUGAGGAGGACCCCUUAAACUCAGGUGAUGAUGUCAGUGAACAGGACAUUGCAGACUUGUUUGACACCGACAAUGUGAUAGUUUGCCAGUAUGAAAAGAUACAUCGAACUAAGAACAAAUGGAAGUUCUACUUAAAAGAUGGAGUGAUGUCCAUUGAGGGUAAAGACCAUGUUUUUGCAAAAGCCACUGGAGAUGCAGAGUGGUGA
This is a messenger RNA of Pseudopodoces humilis (Tibetan ground-tit), 1482 nucleotides long. The record is from RefSeq and is a predicted model, not a curated record. Lineage: Eukaryota; Metazoa; Chordata; Aves; Passeriformes; Paridae.